Messenger RNA from Vitrella brassicaformis, 4076 nucleotides. The record is from the annotation of a GenBank genome assembly. NCBI's taxonomy places the organism in Eukaryota, Vitrellaceae.
AUUGAUUCAUUGAUUGGGUUGAUUCACACCGACACAUACCAUCCGUAUGGCUGACAGCCGCCCGCCGGUAUAGAGUCCAGUCACGCCGACACGCAAACAAAGCAGUGCAUGGUCGCACGCACGCCCUCUGCUGCGUACUCACGUGUGUGUGUGUGUGUGUGUGUGUGUGUGCAGGGGGGUGUGCUGCGUCCACCGAAUGUGCAGGUACGUCAGCUUGUUUGUCAUUGUGGGCGUGGAGGUGACUUGUGUGUGUCUGUGGUCUGUGUAGGUGGCUGGGGAUGAGAGCGAGGAGUUGCUGCCGCUGCACACGCCCACGUACGUGUUACUUACGUGUGUUACUUACGUGUGUCUGUGGGCACCCGCCCAUCCAUCCAUCCAUCCAUCCAUCCAUCCACUGCUGUGUGUGCCUUCACAGGUGUCUAUACGACGACCAAGACACCAGUGGGCCAUGGGGAGAUGACCCACAUGAUGACAACGGUGAGUCGGUCGGUACACGCACACACACAGUGAGAGAGGAGAGGGACGACACACACGAGGGAGGGAGGCAGGCAGGCAGGAAUGUCUGGGUACCUUCUCUCUCUCUGUGUGUGUGUGUAGAGUGGUAUGAGGACGAGUCGACAGCCGAGCAUCACCUCGAGCUGAUACGGCUCAUACCACAGGCACGCGAAAGAUGCGACGACGAAUUGGACACAAUGAACGACAAACAUGAAGGGUACUCGUCUCGUUCAUUGUGUGUGCAGCUGGCGGCCUACACCCAGACCCAUCCGCAGUAUGCCAAUCGCGCAGUGGUGCUCUAUGUCAGCGGUGGGAUGGACACGGUCACACCAUCACACGUGGGGGCGUGUGCAUGUGUGUGUGUGUGUGUGUGUGCAGGUGAGUCCAUCGACUGUGUGGAGGUGACCGAAGGCGACAUCAGGAAGGUCCGUGUGUGUGCAUCAGUGUGGGGUGUGUGGCACUUAUUGCAAGCAUUCUGUCUCCGGGUCUGUGUGUGUGUGUGUGUGUGUGUGUAGGUGUCGUUGCACUACGGACCGAUCUGUGCUGUCGAGAGAAUCGCACCCCACUGCUACGUAAGUGCACAUCUGUGUGUGGUUUGCACACAUUUGUCUGUGUCUGUGUGUCUGUGUGUGUCUCUCUCUGUGUGUGUGGUCGUGUAGGUGAUUGUGUAUGAGACGGAGAGUGCGGCGAGCUGUGCCAACGAUGGGUUCAACGAACGGAUAGAGGUCGGUACACACACACUCGCGCACAGCACACCGACACCGAUACACACUCUCUUCCUGUCUCUCUGGCCACUAUGGCAGCACUCUCUGCCAGCGAUUGACAUGCACUGCCAUCUGCUGAGCAAACUGACCUCACCACCACCACCGCCACCACCGCCACACACGGAGGUACGCACCCACCACGAUGUGCAGACGCACUGUAGUGCGCAGAUGGUAUGUGUGUGCUCGUCAGGACACCGCCCAUUCGCAGCAGCAGCAGGAGCAGCAACAGGUAUGCCAGAAAGAGAGAGGGAGGGAGAGAGAGAGAGAGAGAGGGUGGGAGAGAGAGAUAUAUAUCGUCGGGGUGGCAUUGUGUGUGUGCAGGUGCCUUUGCUGCCCACGCCCAAUGUCCCUGCCUACCCAUUGACAAGUGAGCACGCACACACGCGCGCGGGGCCCGACUGGGCAUAUUGUAUGCCUUUCUGCAUCCACAGGCUCUCAUCCAAUAUAUGGCGCUCAGCAGCAGCAGCAGCAGCAUUUCGGUGGCCCCGGGCCGACAUCUCCCACAAGUGAGCUGAGUGAACGAGUGCACACGUCAGUGGAUGUCAUUCGUGUGUGUGUGUGUGUGUGUGCGUAGAUCUCGGUUCGCCCUCGUCAUAUGCCCAUCAUCCUGGCAGCAGAGUGUCAGGCCCCCCGCACCCUCAACCACACCCACACGGACAUCCACACGCGCCACAUCUGCACAGAAGGGGGGGCAAGGAGUGGAUCCCUGUACCACGGUACAUACACACACACACACACUCUCUCUCUCUCCCUCUCUCUCUGAGAUUAUCCCUGUGUGUGUGUGUGGUGCAGGUCUGUUGCUCGCGAGGCCGACGGGUAUCCUGUGCUCAAUCUCGCCAAAGAGCAUGAGGCAACCAAGCACAAAACAGAGAGACCUCAGGGGGAAAGAGAUGCAGGCAGGACGAUGUGUCUGUAUGGUGGUGCUAUGCUAUGUGUGUGUGUCUCUCAGUUUCCAUCGCCCGCCCUGCGCAAAUACACGGCGCGAUUUGAGGCAUGCAUGCACCAAUGCAGCCAUGCAGCACGCACAGAAGGGCACGCAUCACAGCGCUUGUGAGUGAGUGGAUGUUGUGUGUGCAGGUGGGCAUAGAGAAUGAGAGAGAGUUCACCGUGGCCCGCCGAAUCAUCGGCAACAAGGUAACUGACGCACACACACACACACACAGGGAGAGAGAGAUGCGAGUGUGCACGCAAUAAACCACACACACACACAUCUCUCUCUCUCUCCCUCCCCCUCCUUGGCAUUUAUAGGGUUCGCACAUGCGCGCUGUGUGGGAGAUGACCAAGGCCAAGCUGAGGCUGAGAGGGCGGGGCAGCGGCUACUAUGAGGGCAGCCAACAGACAGGUGGGUGAGGAAACGCGCUCAAACGAACGAACCGAACAUUCGGAUGGAUGCUGAUCUCUCCCUCUCCCUCUCUCUCUCUCCUUCUCUCUCUCUAUCUCUGCGUGUGUCUGCAGAGUGCCCCGAGCCGCUGCAUCUGUGCAUCAGCUGCAGAACCUAUGAUGGUACGUCCGCUUGUGUGGUGCCAUCCAUCCAUCCAUCCAUCCAUGUGUUUCUGUGUGUCCACCAGGCUAUGUGUUGGCCAUGCGGAUGGUGGCGGACCUGCUGCUCCGCAUCCACGACGACUACAGAGAGUGGUGCGCCAUACAGGUAGGUACCCUGUCCGCGCGCCCAAUCGUGCGAUCGAUCUCCAUGGCUUCUAUCUCCUUUUGGUGGCGCACAGGGCCGCCCGGUGCCCAAUCUGCAACUGAGAUACCGAGAGCACCCACGUGAGUCGAGUCAGGAGGGUCUUGCCGACACAUCGACCUCAUUGGAUGGAUGGAUGGAUGGAUUGUGUGCAGUGGACCGCCGUUCGAGCAAUAUCAACGCCAGCAAGAAGGCGGACAACAACAGAGAGCGGCAGCCGCACGCACCCGCACCGAGCGUCAGUGUGAGCGUGACGUCGCCUUCGGGGGCAUCGGCGUCGCCAUGGUGCAACCCUGACCACUUUGGUACACACCCUGCCACACACCCACACCCACACCCACACACACAGACACACAGAGAGAGACAUUUUCCUCUCUCCGUGUGUGUGUGUUGGACUUGUGUGUGCAGGUGGGUUGAUGUCUUCGUAUCUGCAGAGGGGCGAGAGCACAGAGGGGGGCGAGGCCACACGGCCAUACACACACCACAACGGUGAGCAGUGGCGGAUGAGUGCCCGCAUGCGGGGGUGUGUGUGAGUGUGUGCGUGUGUGUGGAGUGCAGAGAUCGGCUUCCCCCUGCACAUGCACAGCACCGAUGACCGCACACCAUACAAUCGUCGAUAGACAGACACGGAGGGAGGGAGGGAGGGAGGGGGGGGGGCACAAGAGGUUGAUUCGAAUUUCUUUGCCAAUUAGCGAGUCCAUCUAGCCAGGCCAGCCAUGGAUGGACCUCUGUAUGUAUGCGUCUGUCUGUCGAUCUGUCUGUCUGAGUGAGUGAGUGGUCGGUUCGUCUGUAGAAUUACGUCUGUGAGGGUGAGUGUAUGCCGAGCAUGUGUGUGUGUGUGUGUAUGUGUGUAUGUAUGUAUGUGUGUAUUUGUCUCUGUGCGUACGUACGUGUACAAAAGGAGGAUGGGAUGAUGGGGAAGGGGUGAUGGAGAGAGAGAGAGAGAGAGAGACCGCCGGACCGGUGUACACUAUGUAUGAAUGCCUAGAGAUCGAUGGAUGGAUGGAUGGAUCAAUGGAAUGGAUGGGCCUGAUUAUUAUGUGUUAGUUACGUGAGGUGAGGUGCCGUACACAGGUGUCAUGUGUGUGAGUCUGUGCGUUCACGGCAACCGACGUACUCAAAAAGUCAAUCAC